AUUGCUGAUGUGUCGCACUUUUAUUUAAGUGCAGCUUUAAAAUGAGUGGUUUUCACAUGUAAUCGAGUAUUUCUACUCCACUAGAUGUGAGUACUUCUUCAGCUCUGGUGAGUAUUUCUCCAUCACAUGGUGUCUGUGAACAUGUUUGAACUGUGUUCGGUUCAUUUGUUGGUGUGUUUCACUGGUUUCUGGACUCUUCUGGUCUCUGCUCGGUUCUCGGCUCAACACUUGGUUCCUGCUGCUUCGCCUCCCAGCGGCAGGUUCUGACCAAAACGUCUCAGGAACGAGCCUCAGUCCAGAGCUUCGACACCGAGCAGCCCGAGACCCAGAGACGGAGGUCAGCGUUCACUAAAAGUGUCUGACAUGUUAUAAAACUGUGAGUUACGAGCCGAGAGCUGCGCCGCGGCGGCUGGUGGCACAACAUGGACCGCGUCUGUCAUGUGGUUUGUGGGAAAACCCGUAUUGGAUCUCUGUGGUCACCUGGGCAAAGAACCUGAAAAAAGUGUCGCUGAGGAGCUCACCGUCGGCGGAUGGUUGGCUCAGAGGAAAUCCACACUAGACUGUGAAUCUCUGGGAAAACGCACAACACCGCACAAACACACAAAACAGCAAAUAAUCGGCGCGUAAAUGCGAUAAACGGAGGAAUGAAGCGAGAAAAGACGCGAUAAUCCGGUUUUUAGGCACCAAACUGUGCAGACUGUGAGUCACGUGGAAAGAGCCUGGUGAGAAAUGAAAUCUCCCAAAAACAGAGACGCUUUCAGAGCUGAAAAUGCGUUUUUUCCUCCGCGCUAAAACGCUCAAACUAGUCCACUCCAUGUCUUAUUGAGCGCAUGUCGCAGCCGCAGCUUUGCGCGGACAAACUGCAGCUGUGCGCCGCAGAGCAACAAAUCCAGGACAGCGAGGACAAAAAGAAAAGCCCGGCGAUCCGUUUCACAGGAGACCACCUUCGACCUGAGCGUCCAGCCGCCGAACCGACCCUCGGUGACGGUGUUGAAUCCGGACUCGGAGCCGCGCCGCCGCCGCCGUGACGCUGCGUAAAAACCCGAAGCCGUUCUCGUUGUUUUCUCCGCUCCUCCGCAGCGGCCUCCAUUUUAGCUCCUCGCCCGGUCGCUGCCUCACGUGUCCUGGACUGUCUUCCUCACAUGACCCGUGUGUUUGUCCCCGUGAUCAGCGCUUCCAUCUCCGUAAAUCAGUGUCGUUGAAAGUCGCCGUUUCUCGUCCACCCGCGGCGGCUCCAUGGAGAUGCUGGAGCAGAGUCUGGACAGCUCGGCGAGUCACGACAAACAGGAAACAGAGGAGGUGGUGCAGCUACAGGAAGGGGAGGCGGUGGGGACGGACGAGCCGACCGCCGUCACCAUCACCGGCGUUCCUCAGGCUGCGUUCGCCGAACACAAUGUCCAGUAUCAGUUCAGAACAGAGAACAGCGGCGGACAGGUGACCUACCGGGUGGUCCAGGUGACGGACGACCAGCUGGAAGCGGCGGCUGACGGAACCGGCGCCGUCAGCGUCGUCUCCACCGCUGCCUUCGCCGGAGCUCCUCAGGCCGUCGCUCAGGCCGUCAUCCAGAACCCCUUCAGUAACGGAGGGAGUCCCGGCGGGGAGACGGUUGGAGGAGAAACCCGAUUCGCUUACUUUCCCGCCGCCACCGUCAGCGAUGGAACGGCAACGGCGGUGUCGGUUCAGGCGACGGCCGACCCGACAAUCACGCAGGCAGGAGGUCAGUUCUACGUGAUGAUGAGCCCCCCCGAGGUGCUGCAGACCACCACCCCUCGGACCAUCGCCCCACGAACACACACCUACACCGCAGACCUCGGUGAAAGCGAGAUGUUGCAGCAGGGCAGCUCCAACUGGAAGGUGGAGGGUCCACGAGCGCCUCGAGACGAGAGGCGGCGAGCGCAACACAACGAAGUGGAAAGAAGAAGAAGAGACAAGAUCAACAACUGGAUCGUCACGCUUUCCAAAAUCAUCCCCGACUGCAGCGUGGACAGUCGAACCGGAGCGAGUAAAGGAGGCAUCCUGUCCAAAGCCUGUGAUUACAUCCGCGAGCUUCGCCAGAGUAACCAGCGACUGCAGGAAAGUUACAAAGAGGUGGAGCGAGUGGAGAUGGACAACGAGCUGCUUAGACAACAGAUCGAGGAACUAAAGAACGAUAACGCGCUGCUUCGAGCGCAGCUGCAGCAGCACGGCGUAGAAGUGAACGGAGACGCGACGCCGCAGUGACGGCGGCCUGAAGGCAAACCCGACGUCGCCUCCUCCCUCCACCUGAACACCAACGCAGGAACAAACAACCAGAGACAAUUUGCAUCUGAAGUCGGACCACGAUGACACGAAGCUGAGGACUGCAGGCCGACGUCUCCUCUGAACACUCUGACACCUGUGCAGCCGGCCGAACCGCUCACCUCUGUUUUUACUUUAAAUUAUAAACCUGCCACAGAUGAUUUAAUAGUGUCACUGUUUUAUCGUCACUCCUUCCUUCUUUUCUUUUCUGUUGACAUUUGCUGUGUGUUGAAACUACUAAAUGUGACAUUGAAGACGAUAGUUCCCUUUUUUUUUUUUUUUUGUUCGUUUGUUUUAAUUUAUUAGUCUUUAGGGAACGUGUGCACAGACGCAAAGAAAAGCUGCAUUUCACCGUUUCCCUGGCGACGAACAAAUAAUCUCAAGACGCUUUUCACUGUCAGUUUCCACUUCCUGCCUCUUCACGCCGACACUCCGAGCACCAGGAAGUUCUGUAACAGCAGCUCGACGGAGGGCUUUCGCUUUGGAGGCUUUCAUAGGAGCCCGUUGGAGAGUCUCGGUGUUAACAUAGCUCAGGUAAAUGGGAAGGUGCCCUGGCCAAGCUGUUCCCACGCUCAUCAAGUUCCUCUAUAGAGAGUCUAGGUUGCAUUCGUGUCCCCUGUAGGUGCACUGUACAGAUUUAAAAAAAAAGAAAUAAAACUGAGAUGAUUUUCCACUCGUGAAUCAUUUCUGCCGGGCAUUAAAACCUCAGUUGGUUUGUGUAUCUGAGGUCUCGGCCAGGUGACUUCUGGUCCUGCUGCGUUUUAACCGACAUGCGAGGUGGCUUUGUUUUUUUUCUUUUAGUUUUUUUGCUGCUGACUCUGACCGUCGACCCGCCGCGUGGUCACAAUGUGAUGAUAGUUAGAACUAACCAGCUUUUGUCUACACUGAAAGUCACCACAGCAUGGAAAUAUAACCACUGGCAUGACUAAUUCUGAUACUACAAUAAAACUGAAGUGUUUAUACCUCA
Messenger RNA from Stegastes partitus (bicolor damselfish), 3244 nucleotides. It is a transcript of the gene usf2, whose product is annotated as upstream transcription factor 2, c-fos interacting. The record is from RefSeq and is a predicted model, not a curated record. The transcript has 11 exons. Bases 1237 to 2220 code for a protein of 327 amino acids. Gene Ontology annotation, molecular function: RNA polymerase II cis-regulatory region sequence-specific DNA binding; DNA-binding transcription factor activity, RNA polymerase II-specific; protein dimerization activity. Gene Ontology annotation, biological process: regulation of transcription by RNA polymerase II. NCBI's taxonomy places the organism in Eukaryota, Metazoa, Chordata, Actinopteri, Pomacentridae.